Molecule: messenger RNA, 783 nt
Organism: Parnassius apollo (apollo)
Lineage: Eukaryota; Metazoa; Arthropoda; Insecta; Lepidoptera; Papilionidae
Source: the annotation of a GenBank genome assembly
UUGAACUUUCUGACCGAGACGCAGGUGUCCUCUCCGGCUGAUGUCUCGUAUCUCUCCUACCCGGGGUACAAACUGGAACACUCCUUUGUGCCUCGGGCUGGAGUUUGCGUUUAUGUCAGAGAGGACGUCUGUUCUCGACGCCUCGGCAGUCUUGAAGGUUCGGACCUGUCCAUCCUUUGGCUACGCGUAGACAGCGACGACCAUCCGCGCGUCUACGGGUGCCUCUAUAGGUCCCAUAGCGGUAAUGCCGAAACAGACCGACUCUUCGAUCACGUCCAAAUGGCUACAGAUUCGUUGCCAAAGCAGAUCCCCUCCGCAGAGAUCGUGAUCGUCGGCGACUUUAACGCCCAUCACGCCGAAUGGCUUGGUUCACGUUUAACCGAUCAUGCGGGGAGAUCUGUUCAUGAUUUUGCCUUGGCAUAUGGUCUGACUCAACUGGUUACUUCGCCUACGCGGAUUCCAGAUGUGGAGGAUCAUGCACCUUCCCUGUUGGACCUUCUGCUGACCUCUCACCCAGACGGAUAUCAGAUUUCCGUCGACGCCCCUUUAGGCUCCUCGGACCAUUGUCUUGUUCGGAGUGUGAUGCCACUCACGCUGAAAUCGCAGUUGUAUUCUGCAGGCUGCCGCCGUGUUUGGCACUAUAGGUCAGCCGAUUGGGAUGGGAUGCGGUCUUUCUUUGCAUCCUACCCUUGGGGGCGGGUUUGCUUCUCGCCGGACGAUCCCAACUUUGUUGCGGAUUCUGUCGCCGAUGUGGUAUUUCAGGGUGUGGAACUUUCGCCGUGA